AAUCGGAGGGCAGAUUCUUCAGCACCCUUAUAUAGAGACUGUUAAAGCACCUUGUUCAACAGCCGACUUCAGGAAUUAAGAUUAAAAAAAGGGGGGAAAAAAAAAAAAAAGGCCUCAACACCGAAAGCCGGGUGUUGGAACCAGUUAGCUCAAGUCCCUACCCGGACUUUUUUCUUUUUCCGGUCUCAGGAAGUGGCGGAGCUGUUUCACUCCACUCCCCGGAAGCGCGCUUCCCACGAGUUUCUGCACUUCUUUUCACUCGGCUUUGCCUGCCUGUUCCCGCGCGAAUCCGCCGGCGAGUGAUGACAUGCAUCUCAUCUCGCCCAGCUCCUCCAGUUAGCUAUAAAAAUACAUGAAUCAGAACUGCUUGACAUCUUCCUGAAGAUUUUUAGUGGAGGCCAGUAUGUUUCACAUCAUUCAGAGCUUUUCUCGAGCAUCUUCAAAGAUGCUGAGACUAGGAGCCAGCAAAAUGGGUACCCUUUCUUUCAAGAUUGCUCUCCAGCAGAAGCUUUCCCCUUUGUUUCCAAGGCCUCAGCUUUUCCAAUCAUUUCCAGGGUGUUUGAGCAAGAACCAAUGCUAUCAUACAUCACCAUGCAGCUUUAAGAAGAAGGAGAAGCAAACAGUGGCCAAGCCACCAAGCACUAUUACUUACCUGACAGAUAGCCCAAAGCCAGCAUUAUAUCUAACUCUGGCAGGACUAAUUCCCUUGGUUGCUCCACCAGUGGUCAUGGUCAUGACAAAGACCUAUAUUCCUGGAUUAGCUUUUUCUCAGAUGGUUUAUGGUGCCAGUUUCUUAUCUUUCUUGGGAGGAAUCAGAUGGGGCUUUUCCUUACCAGAAGGUAGUCCAGCCAAACCAGACUACCUUAAUUUGGCUAGUAGUUUAAUUCCUGUUGUGUUUUCAUGGUUUGCUUUCCUUAUUUCUGAAGGACUGGGAGAGGCCAUAGUCACAAUUGUAAUUGGUUUGGGAAUAGCAUUACAUGUUGAAGUUUUUAUCUUGCCACAGUAUCCCAAUUGGUUCAAAGCCUGCAGGAUAGUAAUCACUUUAGUGGCAUUUUUUUCAUAUGUAGCCACUUUAGUGGUUCAGAAUAUUUAUCCAGAGAAGGAACACAAGAGUCUUCAUUAAGUAGAAUAAAUGUAAAAUUACUUUGUUGAUAACAUUAGCCUGUGGGCUACUAGCCUUGUAAAAUUGCAGUUUAACAUCACCUUUUUCUAACUCCCUUGUUUGGAUUAUUUUAUUUCCUAGCAAAAGUAACUUAUUUGUUAUAGGUUUUUCAUUUAUUUGUUAUUUUCUUUGAUUGGUCAUGGGGCUUGAAUUCAGGGCCUGGGUGCUUGUCCCUAAGCUCUUU
Perognathus longimembris pacificus (Pacific pocket mouse) is the source of this 1346-nucleotide messenger RNA. RefSeq names its product transmembrane protein 69 (gene Tmem69). The coding region runs from base 404 to 1123 and encodes 239 amino acids. The transcript is spliced from 3 exons. The record is from RefSeq and is a predicted model, not a curated record. NCBI's taxonomy places the organism in Eukaryota, Metazoa, Chordata, Mammalia, Rodentia, Heteromyidae.